Messenger RNA from Arvicola amphibius (Eurasian water vole), 417 nucleotides. RefSeq names its product elongation factor 1-alpha 1-like. NCBI's taxonomy places the organism in Eukaryota, Metazoa, Chordata, Mammalia, Rodentia, Cricetidae. The transcript has a single exon. The record is from RefSeq and is a predicted model, not a curated record. The coding region runs from base 1 to 303 and encodes 100 amino acids.
AUGAAAAUUGUGAGGAUGAAAUCAUAUCUCUGCAAACUUAAAGAAAAGAUUGAUCGUCGUUCUGGCAAGAAGCUGGAAGAUGGCCCCAAAUUCUUGAAAUCCGGUGAUGCAGCCAUAGUUGAUAUGGUUCCUGGCAAGCCCAUGUGUGUUGAGAGCUUCUCUGACUAUCCUCCACUGGGUCAUUUUGCUGUUUGUGACAUGAGGCAGACAGUUGCUGUGGGUAUCAUCAAAGUUGUGGACAAGAAAGCUGCUGGAGCUGGCAAGGUCACCAAGUCUGCCCAGAAAGCUCAGAAGGCUAAAUAAAUAUUAUCCCUAACACCUGCCACCCCAGUCUUAAUCAGUGGUGGAAGAACGGUCUCAGAACUGUUUGUCUCAAUUGGCCAUUUAAGUUUAGUAGUAAAAGACUGGUUAAUGAUA